This is a messenger RNA of Triplophysa rosa, 3759 nucleotides long. It is a transcript of the gene phlda1, whose product is annotated as pleckstrin homology-like domain, family A, member 1. Gene Ontology annotation, molecular function: phosphatidylinositol phosphate binding. Bases 251 to 727 code for a protein of 158 amino acids. The record is from RefSeq and is a predicted model, not a curated record. The transcript has a single exon. Lineage: Eukaryota; Metazoa; Chordata; Actinopteri; Cypriniformes; Nemacheilidae. Gene Ontology annotation, biological process: positive regulation of apoptotic process.
GAAUACUAUUACUAUAAUAACACGCUGUCUAUGUAGGGAGCGUUUUAUGUUUUGUGACGCGGCCGGCGAUGUCCAGCGCGCGUGCUGAUGUUGGCGAGUUCAGCGCGCGCGCUUCAGUCAUGCAGUGGGCGGUGCGCGCGUGUGAGAAACCCCCCUGCGCGAUCAAUCCCGCUCGUCAGAGUGCUCGCAACGACCGCCCGGGACAAACGCAUCAUCAGCCACGCGUCCCAGUUCCUCACACAGCGGUUUAAUGCGCGAUCUCCGCCCGUGCGCGGGUUCCGUGGCCAUGCCGGAGUCCGGCGUGAAGGUGCUGAAGGAGGGCGUGCUGGAGAAGCGCAGCGACGGGCUGCUGCAGCUGUGGAAGAAGAAGCAUUGCGUGCUCACCGAGGACGGACUGGUCCUUCACCCACCCAAACAGCACCACGACCACCAGCAUCAGCACCACCACCACGACACGGGCUGCAAGGCGAAGGAACUCCACUUCGCCAACAUGAAGACCGUGGAUUGCGUGGAGAGGAAGGGCAAGUACGUGUACUUCACGGUGGUCAUGUCGGAGGGCAGGGAGAUCGAUUUCAGGUGUCCGCAGGACGAGGGCUGGAACGCCGAGAUCACUUUACAGAUGGUCCAGUAUAAGAACCGGCAGGCGAUUCUUGCCGUCAAAUCCAGCCGCCAGAAGCAGCAGCUGCUGGUGGUCUCUGCGCAAAAGAUGGUUCGAAACGCGCAGUAGGGCGGCGGGGAGCGGGUGAGCCUGGCCGGAGGGGGUUCGAAUUAAGGGAUUUCCCUUGCGUGAAACAAGAUGCGCAGAGCUGUGAUACCCGAGGGGUUUGUGGAUACGAGUGUCACCUUGUGCGCAUUCCCGCGCCCGGAGCGCGCACGGAUGCAUGCUCUUGCGUUAAAAGACAUCAUUGCCGAAAAGCCAGGGAAUAUCCCCUUAAAGAUUACACGUGGGACACCGGGGCAAGUUGUCACAGGUUGUGUAUUGCAUACAUUUAGAUUUUACGCAUGCGCGUAUUAAGCUAAACAAAUAUUACGUUCGACUGCUUUUUGGAAUUUUAGUUUUGCUUAAGAGCAUUUUUCACAUUUUUAUUCACUUUCCUAAGUGUCAAUAAACAACAGGUUUCCGCUGUGACAACUUGCCCCACACAUUGUCACAAAAUGCUUUAAGGCAUAUUGGGUGGGUGUGUUAAAAACCUUUACAGCAUCUAUCUGUACACAUCUUCACUUUUUAUGAAUAAUCCCUCUCCAAGGAAACGUUCACUCUAGAGUUUUAAAUGUGAAAAUGCCGUGCGUCUUUUCUGCAUCAUCAUUUGUCCGGCUGUAAGAGAGAGGCCACAUUCAUUUUCCAUUUCAGUGCACUUGCAUUUGUCAAUUCUGUGCGACUCCAGACACAUAAUCAAUAUCUUUAAGACCUGAAGGCAGAUCAGUUACGCUCCAGAACGAAUGUGUGUGGAGAUUUAAAGAGACCACCGGAGCAGGACCCCUGAAUGCUGUGUGUCAGGGAUUGUGUCUGCAGGAUAAAUGGAGUCGUUAGCUGGAUGAUCGGAUCUUUGAGGACUCUUACGUGAUUCACCUCCACAGCUCCAUUUACCUUCUGAACUGGCCUAUCCAUUCGUCCAAAAUUGCCAACGGAUUCAACUGUGCGUUCAUGUAUCAUUUUCCUCUUUAUUUCGGUUUUAUAUUUAUUUGUACAUAUGGUUUAACAGGUCGCUUACAUUUCAGUGUACUCUGACUUAACGUUUUGUAGUUCUAUGAAAAUCUUUUGUUUUUAUUACUUGUCUAAGAUUUGCUUUUGACCAACAUUGGUUUUAAAGGUUUUUCUUUGAUUGGGAGUAAUUCAUUCUUUGUUUAAUUGUAUUUCUUUUACAUUCAAAGAAUGUAUUUAAUCUUUUGUCAAAUUUUUGGAUGUUUCGUUGACUUACUGCUCAACACAUUGAUUACGACAUCUGCACUGUACGGAUGAUGAUCAAUGUAUUUUGAUCAAUAUUACACGACACAAAUGUUGUUUAUUCGUCAGAAAUGUCACGGUGAUCUAUAAUGCGGUCCUUAUAGAAUCCUGAACGAGCUGUUGUUUGUUUAUUAUUUGUGUGAAAAUGAAGGAAUGAAAUCGUGUGUGAAGCUGAUGUGAAUGACACUUUAAUACAUUUGAAAUAUACAUUCCAUUGAAACUGAACAUUGCCUCUGUCUUGGUUUGAUUGACUGUUUUUGUAGUACAGAAAGAACAAACCGAUGCUCACUAUAACACCACAGUCUCAGCACGUUUUGCUUCCGUGAUGUUUUUCAGGUGAACACAUUUGAAAUGUUUAGCAAAUUUGUGUUCUAACUUUUUUCUCCACGACAGCAGGUGAUCUGGCCAUGUUUUGCAUUUUGAUACGCAGUAACAUGUCAAGUAAAGCUUGCGUGGUUCUGGUGGUUUUGGCUCUUAUCUCUCACUCUUCCGUUUGGUCUGUGAUCCGUUUGCCCAUCUUCCCGAGCUAUAAGUAGAAGUCGUUUCCUGGAAUGAUCUUUCGCUGUCAGAGCUGUCAUUGAGACACAUCUACGGCUAUGAACGACAGCUAACUCGAUUAGAACCCAGGCGCUAAAUCAGACCACCGUGAACGGGUUUGUGUUACUUGUGACAUUUACGGACAGCUUCAUUACAUCUGAGCUGUUAUUAUUUUUUAGACGGAUUCUUCACAAAUUAUUUUGUGUUCCACAGAAAAAGAAAGUUAAGAGAGUUAAAGAGAAAGUAAAGAUCUUUUUUAUUUUGGGGUGCACCGUCUCUUUAAGGGCUUGCGCGUGUUCAUUUGUGAUGUGAUCUGUGUGUGUGGUCGUGUGGUAGAAACAUAUGAAGUCAUGUUGACAGAUGUAUCUGUGUGUGUUUCAGUGUACAGAGCUACGCAACAGCCACGCAUCAGAUUCUUUUUUAAGAACCGAUAUUGCAUUAUGGGUAACGGUAUGUAAAAACAGCAGGCUGACUCACUCUCUGCCCAUCGUGCACUUGCACAGACACACCCCGCGGAUCUAUUUUCUGCCAUCACACACACCUUAUCCCCUCACGCCGUGUGCCAGGACUGUUACUCUUAUAGCUGCUGAUCUCAUGUGUUUACUGACCUCAUCUCUUCUGUCACACCACUGACACUUUUCCUGCACCAUCAUGACUGUUGAUCGCACCCAAUUACAAUCUGGCUUUUAUCGCUCACUGUUCACUACUCAUUAUGCAACAGAAAUGGAUCAACUUGCUCUUAAGAGUUCACGGACUGGGUUUGACCAUUCCAAUAUAUCGUACGGCCGACUUCUAUCAUACCGUAUACAGCCACGUUAAAGAGACCAUUUAAAAAAUCUUUUCCGUUUUUCUGAAUGUACUAUUUAUAUGGAUGUGUUUAGGUUAAAUUUGUAUUUUUGUUUCAUUCUGUGAACUAUUAACAAUAUUUCUCCCAAAUUUCAAAUUAAAAUAUUGUUUCUGUUUGCAUUUAUUUGCAGAAAAUGAAAACUGGAGAGACUAUAACUGAAAGGAUGCUCUGUAUAUUUUCAGACCUCAAAUACUGCAAAGAAAACAAGUUCAGAUUCACUUUUUAGCAAUACAACAGUCAUAUUUCUACAUGUAUUUUAUGUGAUAAUCUUGUGAUACUUUUUAUCACAGUUUUCAUGUGUCUUGUCAUGCUGUCUUUCACAUUGCUGUUGGAUGACUUUAUGUCACUCCUGCGGUUUGAUUUUGUUCAAAAUCUACAGACACUGGACUAAAGUGACCGCAAUGCAUCUAGAAAUGCUGAUUAAAUGAAA